This is a messenger RNA of Penicillium cinerascens, 492 nucleotides long. Its product is annotated as GFA family protein. The record is from RefSeq and is a predicted model, not a curated record. NCBI's taxonomy places the organism in Eukaryota, Fungi, Ascomycota, Eurotiomycetes, Eurotiales, Aspergillaceae. The coding region runs from base 1 to 492 and encodes 163 amino acids. The transcript has 3 exons. Gene Ontology annotation, molecular function: carbon-sulfur lyase activity.
AUGCCUAUGAAACUCGACGGAAGCUGCCAAUGCGGCGGCAUCGAAUUCACCCUCCAGUCCCAGACGCCAGUUCCAUACCAGCUCUGCGCCUGCAGCAUCUGCCGCAAAGUCGGCGGAUACAGCGGUAGCGUGAACCUGGGCGGCAUCGCCGACAGCCUGCAGAUCCUCAAAGGCAAAAACCUCAUCAAGAAAUACUCCGGAAUCAAAGAUCGCGGCACACCGAACGAAGAGCGCUGCUCCUCCGAACGGAACUUCUGCUCUAACUGCAGUACCAUGCUGUGGCUGUGGGAUCACCACUGGCCGGAACUGAUUCAUCCUUUUGCUUCUGCUAUUGAUACCGAGCUGCCUGUACCGGACCAGAUGGUUUGUGUUUUGGGCGAGUCGAAGCCUGACUGGGUGCGUUGGCCGGAGGGGAAGAAGAGUGUGCAUGAGGUUUACGGGGAGGAUAGUAUUGAGGGAUGGCAUAAGAAGCAUGGAUUCUUCGUUGAGUAA